AGGAGGAGGAGAAGGGGUGAAUCUCGAGUACACAGCGACGUGGAUCGUCGCCGUUGUUUGUUCCAUCAUCAUCCUAAUCUCUCUCCUCGCUGAACGGUUGCUCCAUUAUCUCGGAAAGCUUCUGAAGAGGAAAGACCAGAAAGCCCUGUUCGAAGCUCUUUCGAAAGUGAAAGAGGAGUUGAUGCUGUUGGGGUUCAUCUCUCUUCUGCUGGUGGUGUUUCAAGGGGUUAUUCAAGAGAUAUGCGUUCCCGAGAGCUGGCAGAGGCACAUGACCCCUUGCAAGAGAGGGGAUGAGUCUUCUCCUUCUGUGACCAAGCGUUAUGCCGCGGCUUUCUUCUCCGGUGUCGGUGGCGGUGGCAGGAGAUUGCUUUCCGGCGGCAGUGAAGAGGGGUCGGAUCAUUGUAAGAGAAAGGGAAAAGUUCCAUUGUUAUCCCUUGAAGCCAUCCAUAGCCUGCACAUCUUUAUCUUCGCUCUGGCGGUAACUCAUGUGGUUCUCAGUGUUCUUACUAUGCUUUUUGGAGUGGCAAAGGUACGGCAGUGGAAGCCGUGGGAAGAUGCGAUUCAGAAAGAUGUAAAGGAAAGUGAUCCAAAUAAAAUCACCCAUCUGCAUCAAUCUGAAUUCAUCAGGGAUCGCUUCCAUGGUGUUGAAGAUGUAUCCAUGAUUAUGGGUUGGCUGCAUUCUUUUUUUAAGCAGUUCUAUGGAUCUGUUUCUAAGUCAGACUACUCUGCAAUGAGACUGGGUUUUAUCCAGACACAUUGCAAAGGGAACCCAAAAUUUGAUUUUCACAGGUACAUGUUACGAGCUCUUGAAGCCGACUUUAAGAAAGUCGUUGGUAUAAGUUGGUAUCUAUGGAUAUUUGUGGUCAUUUUCUUGCUGCUGAAUGUUAAUGGGUGGCAUGCAUAUUUUUGGAUAUCAUUUGUUCCUUUAGUUAUUCUACUUGUUGUUGGCGCAAAGUUGGAGCAUAUCAUCAGUCAAUUGGCUCAUGAGAUUGCUGAGAAGCACUCUGCCAUUGAAGGAGAUGUGGCAGUUAAACCUUCAGACGAUCAUUUUUGGUUUCAUCGUCCAAGAAUCGUGCUCUUCUUGAUUCACUUCAUACUUUUCCAAAAUGCCUUUGAGAUUGCAUUUUUCUUCUGGAUAUUGACGACAUUCACCUUCGAUUCCUGUAUAAUGGGGCAAGUUGGCUAUGUCAUCCCCAGACUUGUAAUGAGUGUUAUUACACAGUUCCUCUGCAGCUAUAGCACCCUCCCUCUCUAUGCUGUCGUAGCACAGAUGGGGAGCUCAUUCAAGGAAGUCAUAUUUGAGGAACAUGUGAAAGCAAGCAUUGUAGGCUGGAGGCAGAACGCGAAGAAGCGAAAAGCGAGGAGGGUGAUGAGCACUGAAGAGAGCAGAUCAGAGGCCAUCGAAUCAGCGGGUGAGUCUUUGCGUAAUGUGCUUUCUCAAGCGCGCAGCGAUUCUCUGAUGGAAGAGGGGGAGGCUGAUCGCAUUGAAGAGGUUGCUCAGCGUGCACGAGCACAUGUACUCCAGGUCUUGUGAUCCUUUUGUUCGUUCACGACGAGCUAGCAUUUGUCGCACGUGCGUAUGCACGUGCGAAAGGUGGAGAAUUUCAUGAACAAUUGUAGCAUUUUUUUUCUCCCCUAGUCCUUAGAUUUAUCCAGUGUAAUAGCAUGCAAUGUGAUAGAUAUUCAAGUAGUAGACUUUAAUUACAUAAUCAUGUCCUGGAAAAAGUGAAGACAAAGGGGGAAAGAAAAUAAAACGGA
Asparagus officinalis (garden asparagus) is the source of this 1758-nucleotide messenger RNA. Its product is annotated as MLO-like protein 1. Gene Ontology annotation, biological process: defense response. The record is from RefSeq and is a predicted model, not a curated record. Bases 182 to 1534 code for a protein of 450 amino acids. Gene Ontology annotation, cellular component: membrane. The transcript is spliced from 14 exons. Lineage: Eukaryota; Viridiplantae; Streptophyta; Magnoliopsida; Asparagales; Asparagaceae.